This is a messenger RNA of Pungitius pungitius (ninespine stickleback), 2437 nucleotides long. RefSeq names its product cytohesin 4b (gene cyth4b). Lineage: Eukaryota; Metazoa; Chordata; Actinopteri; Perciformes; Gasterosteidae. The record is from RefSeq and is a predicted model, not a curated record. Gene Ontology annotation, molecular function: guanyl-nucleotide exchange factor activity. The coding region runs from base 617 to 1810 and encodes 397 amino acids. The transcript has 13 exons. Gene Ontology annotation, biological process: regulation of ARF protein signal transduction.
UCACACACAUACCGAUACACACAAACACACAAUAAGGGUUUGGUUCUACUGCUUUUACUAAAACACACUUUGUAAUAUAAUAGAAAAUGAAAAUAAAUGAAGAAAUACGACGCAGUGAUCACAUGAAUAGAGGAUUAUCUUAUUUUAUGAAUCAGCUGACUUGUGAUCUCCUGUGUUACCACUAGAUGACACCUCAGCAUCAUCUUUCUCCACUAGCAAGAACUGUGAACAUGGACGAGAUUCAUGUACUUUCUUAUUGUGUUACUAAUAUCAUCUUAUAGAGGAGAAAUUCAUCAGAUCACAAGAGAAACAAAGCAGCUGGAAUGCUGCAGAUGUUGCCACCAAGUCCGACUUGUAACACAGUGAGACAGGAAGCAAGGGGGCAUGCCUUUCAAAACAAGAGUCUCAUUUCUGUCCAUCGACUCUUUCUAAAGCCACUUCCUGUUCCCUUUGAUUUCCUUGUUUGAUCUUAUUUUGAAGGGCAGCUGUCACUCUCUGUGAGUGAUGUUGUGAUGGAGGAGGUGGGGUUACAAAACAACAUCUGCUUCAUUCAAGUGUCACUGUGUGCGGGGCAGCCAGCAUAUUUCCCAUCGUGGAUUCAUCCCCUCGGAUAUAAAUGACUGAUUGCCUAAUGGUUUCCUCCGAUUUCACGGCCGCUGAGAAGAUGGAGAUCGAGAGCAUCAAGACGUAUAAGAAGAACCUUCUGGAUGACAUCCAGAAGCUGAAGAUGGAGAUUGACAGCAUCAUGGCGGAUGUCCUCACCUUCGAGUCAGCGGAGGAGAAUAAGACGGAGGAGAAGAGCAAGCAGUUCUCUAACGGGAAGAAGAAGUUCAACAUGGACCCCAGGAAGGGCAUAAACUACCUGGUGGAGAACAAGCUGCUGGAUGGAGACGCUCCAUCCAUCGCUGAUUUCCUCUACAAGGAGGAGGGACUCAACAAAACGGCCAUUGGAGAGUUUCUGGGAGACAGGGAGGAGCUCCACCUCCAGACCCUGAAGGCCUUUGUGGAGCUGCACGAGUUCUCCGACCUGAACCUGGUCCAAGCCCUCAGACAGUUCCUGUGGAGCUUCCGUCUGCCCGGCGAAGCCCAGAAGAUCGACCGUAUGAUGGAAGCUUUCGCCACACGUUACUGUGACUGUAACAUUAAUGUCUUCCAGUCCACUGACACGUGCUACAUCCUGUCCUUCGCCAUCAUCAUGCUCAACACCAGCCUCCACAACCCCAACGUGAAGGACAAGACACCUCUGGAGCGCUUCAUCUCCAUGAACCGAGGCAUCAACAACGGAGAGGAUCUGCCUACUGACCUGCUCUCGAAACUGUUUGAGAGCAUUCGCAACGAGCCUUUCAAAAUCCCAGAGGAUGACGGGAAUGAUCUGACUCACACCUUCUUCAACCCAGACAGAGAAGGCUGGCUCCUCAAACUUGGAGGUCGCGUUAAGACGUGGAAGCGGCGAUGGUUCAUCCUGACUGACAGCUGCCUUUACUACUUUGAGUUCACCACUGACAAAGAGCCACGAGGAAUCAUCCCUCUGGAGAACCUCUGCGUGAGAGAAGUGCCGUACCCUCGCAAACCGUUCUGUCUGGAGCUGUACAACCCCAACAGCCGAGGGCAGAAGAUCAAGGCGUGUAAAACGGAGACAGACGGCAGAGUGGUGGAGGGGAAGCACCAGUCUUACACCAUCUGUGCCGCCGGCGCGGAGGAGAGAGACUCCUGGAUCGAGGCCAUCAGAGCGAGUAUCACCAAGGAUCCGUUCUACGAUCUGGUCUCUGUACGCAAGAAGAAGGUGAUAAACCAAGCUCCUCAGGACUGAGCGGGCCGGCGCCCCUCGUGGACAUUAGCAGUACUGCAGCGCAGCGCCAUUCACCCUCAACACAGCCGAGUUAGGACACCGGAGGCUGGACUCGGACAAAGGUCGUCUAGGAUACAAGAGAGACUUCUCAUUCCACUUCCUUUUUUACAGACUAAACUAAAGGUGAUCAUGUUUUUUGUACAUCACACACAGCACAAAAAGGCACUCAAGGUGUCGAUGAAUCUUCUGCAGGGAGAACUUGAUUUUUUUGGUUGAUAUCUGCCUGCUGCGCGAGGUUUAGUUUGGCGGGUCAGGCGGAGGAACGAAGCGUGGGACGCCUCGGCAGCUCGGCCGGACGCUACAAAAGAGGAAGACGUUUCUCGGCCUCCUAAGCGACCACAAACAAAACGCUUAAAGAAAAGACGCCUCGUCAUGCAACGCCUCGGUUCUGGUUAGGUGUUAUUUGAGGAAGGUUGCUCAUGCCUCGUUUUGUAAAUACAGAUAUGUUUGAUCACGUCAAACUACUCUUUUGUUUUUAUUGCAAAGUGUGUACUGUAAUAUAUGAAAGAACUGCGUUAGCUCCUCUUCCGCCGCGUCAGUUUGAUGUGUCGUGCAUUAUUUAAUAAAAAGUAUUCUCCUGCUUGUUGA